Molecule: messenger RNA, 2042 nt
Organism: Gamsiella multidivaricata
Lineage: Eukaryota; Fungi; Mortierellomycota; Mortierellomycetes; Mortierellales; Mortierellaceae
Product: Sec1-like protein
Exons: 8
Coding region: 49-1974 (641 amino acids)
Biological process (GO): endoplasmic reticulum to Golgi vesicle-mediated transport; intracellular protein transport
Cellular component (GO): Golgi membrane; cytosol
Molecular function (GO): syntaxin binding
Source: RefSeq, a predicted model, not a curated record
CUUCGUUCUUUACUUCUUUCAUCUCACGCUCGCUUGCAUUCAACAAACAUGGCACAAGCACCUCGGGACCCGACUUUGCGAGACCAGCAAAUUGCUGCCAUCGCUUCCAUGCUGAACCUCAACCAGAAACCUGAGCCGGCAUCACAAAUUGACCAAGUCAUUCCUAUGGCUUCCGACGCGGAGUGGAAGGUCCUAAUCUUUGACAGCUUUGGCCGGGAUGUCAUCUCGUCCGUGCUUCGCGUCAAUGACCUCCGCGAGAACGGCGUCACAGUCCAUAUGUUACUCAAAAAUGAGCGACAGCCGAUUCCAGACGUUCCCGCAAUCUACUUUGUCGAACCGACCUCGGAGAACAUUCGCAGGAUCGGCGAGGAUCUGUCGAACCACCUGUAUGACUCUUAUUACAUCAACUUUUCUUCAGUAAUACCGAGACCUCUCAUGGAAGAAAUGGCAGCCUCCACCAUCCCCAGUGGCAGUUCAGCGCAGAUCCAGCAGGUCUACGAUCAGUACCUAAACUUCAUUUGCACGGAGCCCAACAUGUUCUCGCUCAAUGAUCGCCAGUCGUAUUUGGCACUGAACGACCCAACGGCACCCGAGACAGCAAUUGAGGCAUCGAUCGAUAAAGCAGCCAGCGCCUUGUUUUCUGUGCUUGCUACUAUGGGUGUCAUCCCAAUCAUCCGUUGUCCAAGACGCGGAGCGGCUGAGAUGUUGUCUAAGAAGCUGGACAGUCGCCUGAGAGAUCAUGUCAUGAACAGCAGGAACAACCUGUUUUCGGAUACCAACACCAUGAAUUUUCAGCGACCAGUACUUGUUAUCUUGGAUCGCAACAUGGAUCUGGUUCCGAUCCUCAGUCACUCAUGGACAUAUCAGGCCCUCGUGCACGACGUCAUGGACAUGAAACUGAACGAGAUCGUUGUCCAGACGGAGGAGAAUGGUCGAACGGUCAAGAAAAAGUACGAUAUCGAGGCCAAGGACUUUUUCUGGAACAAGAAUGCGUCGGCUCCGUUUCCCCAAGUCGCCGAGGAGAUUGACAGUGAAUUGACAAAGUACAAGAAGGAUGCAGCGCAGAUUUCCCAGAUGAGCGGCGUCAGUAACUUGGACGAUGUCAGCCAGCUUGAUUUUUCAUCAGGUGCAAAGCACCUCAAGACUGCCAUUACAGCCCUUCCUGAACUCACAGCUCGAAAGGCAACACUGGAUAUGCAUAUGAAUAUCGCCACUGGACUGUUGCAGGGAAUCAAGGACAGACAAUUGGAUACGCUCUUCCAGAUGGAGGAGUCAAUCACUAAACAAACAAAGGCCAACAUCCUGGAAGCGAUCAAUGAUCCUGAGAAGAAGGUGCCAGAGGACAAGAUGCGCCUCUUCUUGAUUUAUUAUCUGUCGAUUCAGGAAGACAUCCCCAGCGACGUUAUGCAAGAGUACGAGGAUGCGUUGGUCAAGGCUGGCUGUGAUCUCGCGCCUCUGCGAUAUGUCAAAGGAAUUCGCGCAUUCACACGAAUGACCAAUGUGGCUCAACAGCCUCCUCAGAGCUUUGGUCGUCCCGAUUACCUCUUGAAUCGCCUUGGAACCAUCGGAAAUAAGCUCUCGGAUCACUUGGGCUCUGGUGGAUUGGGAGGUGGUUUCGAGAAUCUGUUGGCAGGGGUCAAGAACUUUUUGCCUGCAAAGAAGGACCUGCCCAUGACUAGGAUCAUCGAAUCGAUUAUGGAGCCAGGUGGUGGCGCCAACGAGACGAACGAGGACUUUUUGUAUUUUGACCCCAAGGUCAGUCGGGCAUCAAAUGCAAAGAUGCCACGCACGCGGACACCGUUUCAGGAGGCAAUUGUGUUUGUGGUCGGUGGAGGCAACUAUGUGGAGUACCAAAACUUGAACGAGUAUGCACAGCGUCAGACGAUCAAGAAAAAGAUCACUUAUGGCUCAACCGAGGUACUGAAUCCAAAAGAGUUCUUGCAGCAACUGGCCACUCUCGGCAAGGAACAAUAGCGGUCGUUAAUAGCGGCGAGAUAGAGGCGGUGCAAAUGUGUGAGCACAAAAUAAACGUUUGAACUCUA